Molecule: messenger RNA, 1356 nt
Organism: Vigna umbellata (rice bean)
Lineage: Eukaryota; Viridiplantae; Streptophyta; Magnoliopsida; Fabales; Fabaceae
Source: RefSeq, a predicted model, not a curated record
AGCAACUGAAGUUAGAAUCCGCAAACAUGGCAGAGAAGAUUCAGCUUCUUGAAAUAUCUAAAAGGAAGCUGCUGGGACAAAGUGUGAGUUGUUGUUCCUAUGAUGAACUCCAAGAAAUCGAAGAUCAGCUGCAGAGAAGUUUGCUAAGAGUCAGACAAAGAAAGGCUCAACUAUACAUGGAGCAGAUUGAUCAGCUACGAUCCCAGGAGAGUAACUUGCUCCAAGAGAAUGCCAAAUUAACUGAAAGGAUUCUGGUGUUUCCCUUCACGCUGCCUCCUCUUUCUACUAUGCCAACACCGCAUACAUUCACUUCUCCCAUUAGUCUCAAAUUAAAUGAAGAUAACUUCUUGGUUUGGAAACACCAAGCUUUAGCCACCGUUACUGGUCUGCAUCUUAUGAAAUUUCUUGAGAGUUCUUCAUACCCUCCCAAAUAUGUCACUCCUGAUGCAGCUGCAUCGGAUGCCGUCAACCCCCUUGACCUCGAUCACCUUUAACAGGAUCAACUCAUUGUAGCAUGGUUGCUGUUCUCCAUGUCCGAUACAAUGCUCACCAAAAUUAUAGGUUUAAAAGCAUCUUAUAAUAUUUGGAAAACUCUUACUGUGCAUUAUGCAAGUGAAUCUCGUGCUCGCAUAAAAAAGAUCAAGAGUCAACUCAAAAGCACCAAGAAGGAUAAAACUGUCUCUGCCUAUGUUCUUGAAAUCAAGAAAUCCGUGUAUGCGCUCGCUGCUAUGGGGUAACCUAUCACCGAUGAUGACCACAUUGAGUAUAUUUUUGCGGUCUUCUUGACAAUUACGACGGCUUCGUUACCUCUAUUCUUUACCCUACACUGUUGAAGAAAAUAAAGCAUUUUCUCAAGAAGAGCGCCUUGAGAAAAAUCUGAAUACUGAUUUGGUUGUGCUUGCUCACGUUCUUUCUACACUCGUUGUGCUACUUCUUCUAACCAACGCCAGCAGCCUAGUCAAUCUUGGCCUCAUCAACAAUCUACUCCUCAAACCAACAAUAGAGCUCAGUGCCAAAUUUGUUCCAAGUUCGGUCAUCAUGCUCUUGAAUGCUGGCAAAGAUUCAAUCAAGAUUUUCAGCUUCACAACUUCCAGGUUUCGUCUUCUAGUAUUGAGAUUUAUGAUCAACUAUCUAAUAUUUCUUCUUUGUCUGAUCCCCUGUGGUACCCCGAUAGUGGGCUUCACACCAUGUCACAAUGACUCCAGUAACUUCAAUUCAAAAUCCUCAUAUACUGGCUCUGAAAAUAUCAAGUUAGGUAACUGUGCAGGUCUGAAAAUCACUCAAAUCGGUUCCACCACUCUCUCUACCUCUUCUUCUUCAUCCAGUUUUGUCUUAAACAAUUUUUAUAUGUUCCAA